GGUGAAAUUGUUGUGAAACUGGCAUGAUAAAUUGAAGAUGUCAUUAAAGUCUAGAAUAUCGCUUUCUGAUAAGGUUGAAAAUGAGAUACACAAAAUUAAAGAUGACUUAAUUGGAGUUGAUGAGUCCAUUCGCCGCCUGUCUGGAAGUUUUACUUCUGGUACAGUCAGGCAUGAAGCUCGAAAGACUGCUCCACCCCAAAGGAAGGAUGAGCCACCUGCCAAGCGAAUGCAGAUGUCUGGAGGUGUAUUUGCAAGGCUAGGUGGCGUGGCUGAGGUGGGAGACUCCAGACGCUCUCAUUUGAACGGCACAGCAAACUCCAAACCUCGGAGACAGUCUCUGAUGAACGCUGAGGAUGAAGAGAACAGAGACAGCUCGCGUGUGCGCAGAGACUCUGUCAGGAUUGAAGGCAAUGUUGCCAGAGGCGCGGCUGGUCGAGUGCGGCCGUAUCCUUCUGAUGAUGAAAUGCCACCAGAGGAAGAGGAAGAGGGGCAGUCCAGUACCUCUCUUCCCAAGCCUGUUGUGGCGUCAAGCAUCAGCCGUGUUGUUGGCUCAAAUUCCAGGCUGGAGGCUGCCACCUUAGCUACCGCCGACAGGGCCUCCAGAGACAGGAAUCGCCGCAUGUUUGGAGCUCUUAUGGGCACGCUCGUGAGCUUCAAAAAAGAUGAAGCGAAGCUCAGAGACAAAGAGGAGCAACGAAUGGCUGUGGAGAAGAAGCUUGAGCAGAAAGGUUUGGAGGAGCAGGAAAGAAUGAAGAAUGAGAAGCGACGGCUGUUGCAUGAACGUCGCAUGAAGCUGCAGCGCAUGGAGCAACUCGCCGACCACGCCAACAGGGUCAAAGAGCACGAGAAGUGGGCAGACUAUCAGCUACAGCUGACACAUUUCAUCCGCACCAAGGCAUCGCCUCCUAUUUUCUGGCUGCCCAAGCAUCCUCUGCGUGCCACUGAUGACCUUAUCGACGCCACGUCGGAGGGAAUACAGCAGGAGGUGUCAUCGCGACGGAAGGCGCUGGAGCGGGAGCUUCGGGAGCUGACAGAAGGCCUCAACGAAAAACUUCACCCACGCAAAAAUGAUGAGUUGUCUGGCUCAGAAGAGGAGGGUGAACUAGAGUACAGUGAUGGUGAGGCAGGGAGGUCGGUGGUGAGGCGAGGUAAAGGUAAGGAAGUUGACUCGUUAGUGGACCGUUCAAUGGACGCUAGGGACAUGUUGCUUGACAGUAGGAGACAGAGAGCUAACGGUGAAGCACUGGACCGCAAGCGUAAGAGGAGUGAGAGUGAUGUGCUGUGUGGUAGAAUGGUGGUGCAGGUGGGUGGUGGUGAUCGUGUGGUGGCAGUGGUUGACAACAAUGGACCCCGUGGUGGUGAUACUGGUCUGCAAAGAAAACAGGAGGCGGCAUCUACUGGCAAUGUGAUGGGACUAAAGAUCAAAGUAGAGCGAGAAGGAGGUAAUUCUGUAAGAGAAAGUAGGAAAAUAACUAUCGAGAAGAAUGAUGGAAAAUCAACUCCUGAAAAAUCAAAUAAACGUAAACUUAAGGAAAGUUUUGCCAACGAUAUUGAUGAUGAGGUGAGUAUGAUGCGCAGGCGCAUUGUCGAAAAAGCGCGCAAACUUGUCAAGAGCGAAGGAAACGAAGAGGCUAGGAUUGUUCAAAAUGGCAAAGCUGUUGAUGAGAAGAAAGCUAGGAAACGUAGCUCCCAGGAGAAAGCAGAGGAAAUUCGAUCAGAGGGUGUUGUAACUUCUUCAGAAGUUGCAAAAGUUGUUAAAGAAGAGGCAGGAGAGGAUGGAGCUUCAAAAGGUAGUGAGAAAACAGAUGAUAAAUCUACUGAGACAAGUGCCGUUUCAGAAGCUAACGAAGAAGAAAACAACAAAGAUGCUGAAGGAGACUCGACCUUGGAUGAAAUCGGAGCUCAUGUGGAGGAAGAAAAUGUACUGAAAGUACACGUUGAAUCUGAAGCUUUGGGAAACGGAGAGAACGAAGAAGGUGCAGUGUCUAUUGACGAGCUACAAUUGACAGUAGAUCCUAAAGAUUCUCUGAUGAUGGAAGCUGCUGUUGAGAAAGAGAGUUCCACGCCUGUUGUACCCCCCAAAACAGAUAAACAUCGGAGAGAUCAACAGAAAAACCAACAUGGAUCUAGUAAGACCCAUCAAUCAACUACAACACGCAGUGACCGCGAUAAGAAUGCAAGUUCAAGCGAGACUCAGACCAGCAAGAAGCCACGUUUAGAUACAACAGCUCUCAAGCAAGAUUUGCUGGCCAUUGCACGUUCUAAUAAGGAAGUGGGUGAUGUGCGCCAUCGGAAGUCAACACAUGCAGCCAGUAGCGUAGAUUCAUCAGUGCAAAAGAAGUCCAGACGCGAGGAUGUUGAUGACAAUUUAGAUGAAAAUAAGAAGAGUUCAACGGUGGAUAGCGAGAAGCAUCAAGAAUUGUCGAAUCCUAAGCCCAAGAAAAUGGCCUUGUCGGAUAAUUUUCAAAUAACUGUUGUCAACCCAUCAGCUGAGAAGAAAAAAUCUAGUGUUACCGAGCCAGCAGCGUUGGAGGAAAGAAGCGAGAAGCGAAAGGAUCUUAAGCAGACAAGCAAGAAGAGUGGAAAAGCUAGAGAUGAAAAUGUGACUGACGAAGACCGGAACACUGUGCAAAUAAAAGAUAAUAAAUCCUCUGGCAGCUCAAACGAAAUUCGAAAGUCCAGUGAAAUUCAGGUUAAAUCUCGCAGAGAUGAAGGAAAGAAAAACAAACCAACACCGUCAGAUUCUGCCAUUAAAAGCAAAUCAAGUUCGGUGAAAAGUCGGCCAGUGCCCAAGGAGGUUGUGAAACAGAGCAGCAAGAGCAGCAGUCGCCGCAAGCCCACUCCUGUGGAAGAUGACAAACGAAGGAAACGAUCAAGUAAACGGGAUUCUUCCGAAGAGGAUACAGAUGAUUCAUCAGAUGAAGAUUCGUCGGAAUCCGAUUCUUCGUCUGACAGUAGUUCAGACUCAGAUUCUAGUGACGAAUCGGACCAGGAACCGCGGAAGACCUCGACGAAGAAAAGCUCAGGCUCCAGUACUUCGGGGCGUAGUAACCGUCACCGCGACGAGAAAAGUGAGAAGCUGAGCAGCGCAGGCAGGAAGGCAUCGAAGAAGUAGGUAGAUAUUUGAGUGAAUGUUAUGAAUGAUAGGAUGUGCUGACUAUUGCAAAAGCGUGUAUUUUUGCUCUGAAUAAUUUCAUUUGUUAAGUAUAAAAUGAAAUUUAAGUGACGUGACAGUAAUAAUUUCUAAAUUCUUAGGUUGUGUUGGUAAUUGCCGUUUUAAACAACGUAUUUGUUUAGCUGUAAAUAGAAUUAGCAUAUACGUUUCAUUUUGCGUGUGGACAUGCACUUGACUCGCAAGCUUGACUGACUACUCGCAUCAUCCGCCCCGGCCUCAUUGAAGUGUAUUCCUGGUGAGUCUUGAAGUCUGGGCAUUAUCUUGCUGUGCCGCCGUUCGUAGUCGUCGGGAUGUAAUGUGAAACUUCUUCGAACAGUUGUCGAGCGAUUGCUUCAAAGCUCAUGGACUUGUCUGCAUUCUAAAAAUAAAAUGAUUAUCGAGUAUGUUCGCGCCAUCUAACAUUAAUCACUUCACGGGAAGGCACGCCAGAUUCAGUGUGUCGUGAACGAGUCAUUUACAAAAUUAAACUUUGAUAAUUCUAUUGUUUUCAUGCCUCAUACUCUAGUAUUAAAGAUUUUUUCUUGAAGAGAUGUACAGUAAAUAACGGACAGAUGACAAUUAGCAUAACUGAGAGUAGUUAAUGGAUGUCGUCGAUUGUCGUGUUUUCGUGUGAGGUACAAAAUAAAAGUUUCAUUUA
Molecule: messenger RNA, 3812 nt
Organism: Hyalella azteca
Lineage: Eukaryota; Metazoa; Arthropoda; Malacostraca; Amphipoda; Hyalellidae
Gene: Pnn
Product: dentin sialophosphoprotein
Exons: 9
Coding region: 38-3115 (1025 amino acids)
Cellular component (GO): catalytic step 2 spliceosome
Source: RefSeq, a predicted model, not a curated record